Molecule: messenger RNA, 1110 nt
Organism: Chlorella variabilis
Lineage: Eukaryota; Viridiplantae; Chlorophyta; Trebouxiophyceae; Chlorellales; Chlorellaceae
Exons: 9
Coding region: 1-1110 (369 amino acids)
Biological process (GO): glucose metabolic process
Molecular function (GO): NAD binding; oxidoreductase activity, acting on the aldehyde or oxo group of donors, NAD or NADP as acceptor; NADP binding
Source: RefSeq, a predicted model, not a curated record
AUGCAUGGCCAUUGUGCGACGUUGCCGUCGACCCUGCUUUCACCUGCCUGCGUGCAGGUGGUGGUACCGCCCAGCGUUGCCAGCGAGGGCGGCAAGGAGACGGUGCGGGUCGGCAUCAACGGCUUUGGUCGCAUCGGCCGGCUUGUGAUGCGCGCGGCCAUGCUGCACCCCGGCGUGGAGAUUGUGGCCGUGAACGACCCCUUUGUGGAUGCUGAGUACAUGGCCUACAUGCUGAAGUACGACUCCGUGCACGGCCGCUUCCCGCACGACAUCCACGGCGACGACACCGGCCUGUACAUCGACGGCAAGAAGAUCUCGGUGCACGCCAAGCUCGACGCCGGCGAGAUUCCGUGGGGCACCUCUGGCGCCGACUAUGUGUGCGAGUCCACCGGCGUGUACACCACCAUCGACAAGGCCUCGGGCCACCUCAAGGGCGGCGCCAAGAAGGUCGUCAUCUCCGCGCCCUCCGCCGACGCGCCCAUGUUUGUUGUGGGCGUCAACCACGAGAAGUAUGAGCCCUCCCUCAAGGUCGUCUCCAACGCCUCCUGCACCACCAACUGCCUGGCGCCUCUGGCCAAGGUGGUGCACGACAAGUACGGCAUCAAGGAGGGCCUCAUGACCACGGUGCACGCCACCACCGCCACCCAGAAGACGGUGGACGGGCCCUCGCGCAAGGACUGGCGCGGCGGGCGAGCCGCCGCCUCCAACAUCAUCCCCUCCUCCACCGGCGCCGCCAAGGCAGUGGGCAAGGUGCUGCCCGCGCUCAACGGCCGCCUGACGGGCAUGGCCUUCCGCGUGCCCACCCCCAACGUGUCGGUGGUGGACCUGACGGUCAACCUGGAGACCGCCACCAGCUACGAGGAGAUUAUGGCGGAGCUGAAGCGCGCCUCCGAGGAGGAGCUCAAGGGCAUCCUGGGCUUCACCAGCGACUCGGUCGUGUCCACCGACUUUGUGGGCGACACCCACUCCUCCAUCGUCGACUCGGGCGCCGGCAUCAUGCUGUCCCCCACCUUUGUCAAGCUGGUGUCGUGGUACGACAACGAAUUCGGCUACAGUAUGCGCAUGAAUGAUUUGAUCUCCUUCAUGGCUACCGUGGAUGCCAAGGUCUGA